This is a messenger RNA of Rosa rugosa (rugosa rose), 1631 nucleotides long. RefSeq names its product dof zinc finger protein DOF1.4-like. Lineage: Eukaryota; Viridiplantae; Streptophyta; Magnoliopsida; Rosales; Rosaceae. Gene Ontology annotation, biological process: regulation of DNA-templated transcription. Gene Ontology annotation, molecular function: DNA-binding transcription factor activity; DNA binding. The transcript has a single exon. Bases 455 to 1342 code for a protein of 295 amino acids. The record is from RefSeq and is a predicted model, not a curated record.
GCAUGCUACUAUUGAUUGUCACCUAUAAGUUUGCAUAAUUCUAAUAGGGUUGCCAGCCACCACCUCAUCUUCACCAGUAGUACCAAACCCCACAUACAUCAAUCACAAACUAUCUUGGACCAUACAAAAGCUUCACAAGAAAUUUCUGAUCAUCAUCAUCAUCUCUCUUAUAUAUUCCUGUGUUAAUAAACACUAAUAUUCCUUUUACAUAAAGAUAUGCUCCUCACUUCUCAUCAGCUUCCUGGCCAUUUCGUUACAGCACCUGAAACUCUCUGCCUUAUAAGCAACAUUAACCUCGUCCUCUUCCGAUUGCUUUCUCUUCUUCUCCCUCGUUCCAAGGGCUAGAAUUCUUCAUCUAGAUCACAAAUCGAAAAGGAUAUUCGCUUAAUUAGAUCAUCCAUCUUAAGGGAUCGUCAUCAGUUUCAGGUUUUGAUCAAGGUAUUUGGUUUGGGAGAUGGGAUUGAGUACAAAGCAGGUUAGUAGUGAUGGCUUGGAUUGGAGCCAGACCUUGUUGCAAGCACAAAGCUUUGAGCUGCCAAAACCGCCUGUGGCGAGGCGGCAACAGCAACAAAGCCAGGAGCAAUCGGAGCAGUUGAAGUGUCCGAGGUGUGAAUCAACAAACACAAAGUUCUGUUACUACAACAACUACAACAAGACUCAGCCUAGGCACUUCUGCAGAGCUUGCAAGAGGCACUGGACCAACGGUGGAACACUCCGAAACGUCCCUGUUGGUGGCCAUGGUCGGAAAAACAAGCGCACCAGGAAACCGAACUCUAGUGCCUCCGCCGCCAAAACCACCACAAAUGGUGCUAGUACUAUUGCCACGACGACUAGGGUCAAUAAUACCAACUUGGUAUUUGAUCGAACCGACGGUGUGCAAAGGCUUAACAGCCACUUGGCAAUUGAUGGAGAGCAAAGGCUCAACUCGCAUACGGGAGUUCUUCUUCCUCAACAGAAUUUAAUCACCUCAAGUGAAUUGGACAACCAUAUAUUUUCAUCGUCAUCAGGUUUAAGUAGUACUACUAUGCCUUAUAAUUUUCUUCAAGCUGGUAGAGCCCAAGUACUGAGCUUUCCCUUCUCAAGCUCAAGUACUUCAAGUUCCUUUGACGCAAUUUCAACAUCUUUUCAAUCCCCAAAUGUUUGCAACUACCCCCAAGAAUUCAAAUCCAUGGAGGAGCCAACCAUCACCAGCAUCAUGCCCUCAACAACCAUCACAAUCCCGCAGGCUAAUAAUUCAAGCGUCGGCAUGUACACAUCAAACGACUGGAAUUGGGAGGACAUUGAAACCCUUGUUUCUACUGAUCUCAAUGUGCCUUGGGAUGAUUCUGAUAUGAACCCAUAAAGGAAUAUUAUUUACUUAACCAUUUUAAUUAGUUAGUGGGUAUCUAUAGAGGUUAAUUUUUCUCUUUGAAUUGGGUUGGGUGUGUAUCAAACAGUCUCUUUCUAUGUCAUUGUCAAUUAUGUAUUUUGUGCUAUGAUCUUGAUCUUCAGGUGAUCAUGAUUUUCUGGUACUUCAUUUAUUUCACUCUCUCAAUCUUGUAAUUUCUACACAGAGAGAUGUAGACUGUUUGAAGCUGACUUUUUGAAGCUUCAGCUUCAAGGCUACUAAUUAAGAUUUGUCCAUUUUGUAA